Molecule: messenger RNA, 4139 nt
Organism: Hippoglossus stenolepis (Pacific halibut)
Lineage: Eukaryota; Metazoa; Chordata; Actinopteri; Pleuronectiformes; Pleuronectidae
Gene: mylk4b
Product: myosin light chain kinase family, member 4b
Exons: 13
Coding region: 698-2881 (727 amino acids)
Biological process (GO): protein phosphorylation; intracellular signal transduction; positive regulation of apoptotic process
Cellular component (GO): nucleus; cytoplasm
Molecular function (GO): protein serine/threonine kinase activity; ATP binding
Source: RefSeq, a predicted model, not a curated record
CACAAUGCUUUGUGUCUGUAACCCACGUCCAAGUGGUUCAUGAAGCGCCUGCGGCCGUGCACAUGCUUGCACCUGUCACCCUACUUCCUCUUGUGGAACAACGUGAAAACCAUAUACCUCCAUAUAGCCUCUAAUGCCUAGAUCCAUGCUGUGUAAAAUACACUGAACACUUCUGUUCACAACACAACUCCACCUCCUGAAACUGUCCACGAGUUCUUCAUCAUCAGAAAUGAGGACCUGGUGUUCUUGUCUAUUGGCUGCACAUUUUAUUUGUCGUGCUUUCUUUUCACGGCGUCAUAUUUCCGCCCCAGAUUCCUGGGAUUCUGACACCUGACUGAAGGGCUUUUGAAGUGUCUCAAAUGUCACAUAGCGACCCUCUCCAGCAUCUCGCCCUAACCCCCAUCAAUCCCCAACUGCACACCCGAGCCCCCGGCUCUUAUCACUGGCCCCUCGGUGCCUGACGUCCAAAGGGGGCUGCACUUUAAUUUGUCGGAUCGCCAUUUGCUAUUCUUAAAACUCAACUCUGUGGCUCUUGCGUUGGAGACGUCUCUGUUGUCCCUGCGUGUCUUUUCUUCUGCCUGCAGCUUUGUCCUGUGAUAUGGUUUUUCGCUGUAGUUUCCAUCAAACCUACGUGAAAGUGAAUGGACUUCAUUAGUGAAGGAAAGAUUUUUUGCUAUUUGUCUACUGUAAAUCAGCCAUGAACUCCACCCUGGUCAACUCGUUAGCCAGGGUUUACGACCCGAACCCUCUUCAUGGUCAGAAGCCUGGUGGAAGGAAGUCGUCUCUUAGCGGGUACCAAGCUUCUUCCUCUUCUCACGAUGCCGCCCUGCACGGCGUGGAGAGCCGCAUCGACUCCCUGAGCUCUCAGAUGGAGCGUUUGCUCAACAUGCAGCAAACUGUCCUGACCCGGCUGGACGGCCUGUCCCAGGAUGUCAGGGGCAUGGGUCAGGAUCUGGCCUCCAUGCGUGAAGCCGGCCACGGCGGAAGGCGGGAGUCCGGGGUGGGGGCAGCGUGCCGGGAGCUGCGUGGGGCAGUGGAGAGGGCCAGCGAGUGGACGGAGAGUCAUGGACAUCGUCUGGACGGCGUGGAGAAGCUGGUGGAGGGCACCCAGCAGGUGAUCAGCUUCAUCGGGGAGGUGGUGAAGAGCUCCAGGCUGGUGGAGCUGCUCUUCAAACAGCCUGGACACAAGGCGAGCAAGAAGGCGAAGGAUGAGAAGGAUAAAGCCAAACUGAGCCUGAAGGGUCUGAAGGCCCAGAAGAAGAGGAAGCCCCAAGAUUCGUCAGAUUCGGUGGCCCUGAACGAGCCGGAGCUGCAGGAGCAGGUGGAGAAGCUCAACAGGCAGAACGCUGAGCAUUCCCAUGUGAACGCAGAGGCUGAGGCCCAGAGAGGAGACGACCGAGGCAGCGGAGGAAGACGACAGGAGCCGGCCGAGCUGAUCCCGGAUGGACCUCACAUCUCUGCCCCGCAGUCAGGGGAGAGGACGACGACCUCUGAGGGGAGAGAGGAGGAGGAGGAAGAGGAGGGGGAGGAGGAUGUCUUUGAGGACUCCGAGCCGGAGGAGGAAGAGGAGGAAAAGGGAGAAGACGUGAGAGCGGAACCAGCUGGGAAGGUGGAGGAUGAAGGGAAGAAGAGGCACAAAGGAGACGCAGAAGAGUCAGAAAAGGCCCCGAGUGUCAUCGCAGACAUUUGCAAGACGCCUCUCCUAAAACAGGAAAGCUCUGAGGAGGUCGGGGAUGUGGCCACCUGCAGCAAGCGGCGCGUCACGGAGGAAUACCUGGUGAAGGACGACCUCAAAAAGAGCAAGGUGGAGAACGCAGAGGGAGAGGCGGCGGUGGAGAAAGGCGAGCAGCAGGACGCCAAGUCGGACGAAGCAAAGCCGGAGGAGGAAGAGGAGGAGGCGAAAGACGGGGAGCCGACGGUGAAAGAAUUCAUUAUCGACUCCAGCCCUCCGCCGUUGGCCCCGUUCGAACACUGCAUCGUGACGCCCAAGCCCCAUCAGAUAGGCACCUAUUACACCAUCAACAGGGAUGAGGUCCUGGGGGGGGGACGAUUCGGACAAGUCCACAAGUGCACGGAGAACUCGUCCGGGCUGACGUUGGCCGCCAAGAUCAUCAAAGCGAGGAGCCAGAAAGAGAAGGAUGUCGUGAGGAACGAGAUCCAGGUGAUGAACCAGCUGAACCACGCCAACCUCAUCCAGCUGUACGCCGCCUUCGAGUCACGCCACGACAUCAUCCUGGUCAUGGAAUAUGUGGAGGGAGGGGAGCUGUUCGACCGCAUCAUCGACGAGAACUACAACCUGACGGAGCUGGACACGGUGCUGUUCAUACGGCAGAUCUGUGAGGGGCUGCAGUACAUGCACAAGAUGUACAUCCUGCACCUGGACCUCAAGCCAGAGAACAUUCUCUGUGUGAGCAGAGUCACGAACAAGAUCAAAAUCAUUGACUUUGGUUUGGCCAGGAGGUACAAACCCAGGGAGAAGCUCAAGGUCAACUUUGGAACGCCGGAAUUUUUGGCCCCUGAAGUCAUCAACUACGAGUUUGUUUCAUUUCCCACCGACAUGUGGAGCCUGGGUGUCAUCACAUACAUGCUGCUCAGCGGCUUGUCCCCGUUUCUCGGGGACGACGACAACGAGACGCUGAACAACAUCCUGGCCUGCCAGUGGAACUUUGAGGAGGAGGAGUUCACGGACGUCUCGGACGAGGCCAAAGACUUCAUCACGCGUCUGCUGGUGAAGAGCAAGAGCUGGAGGAUGAGCGCCGCAGAGUCGCUCCGACACCCGUGGCUGUCAGACCGGAGUCUGCACUACCGCCUGAAUCAGAAGAAAAACAAGUGCCACUCCACACACACUCCAUCACCAGAGAGCUCUGCAGAAACACUGUGAUGCUCCCACCUGCCUUCCCACAGUGAAGGCGCCCUCGGAGCCCGACACCGGACCAAUGCUGCUGUACCCGUAUGGCUCCUAAAAAGAAAAACCCUCCUCUCUGCCUCCUUGUGUUAGCUUCGCCUCCCCCCCCACCCCACCCCGCAGCUUGAUGUUCGGACCCUGGGAAAAAAAGACUUUUGUUUCUUUGUCAUCGCUGCCGUGGAGACACAGAGGGUCUCCCAGCGGGGGGUCACUGCCCUGCAGAGCCCACGACUUCUCCCCAGACGAGCUCUGACGCUUGUCGAGGUAAAAGAAGGACUCGUGUUAGAGACUGAAGGCCGGCGUCACUCGUCACUUCUGCAUCAAGCUUCAUGUUUGGCUGCAGAGGUAAAGAACCCCCGCCCCCCCCCAAAAAAAAAGAAAUGUUAGCGUCCCACUGACAGUGAUGUGUUCGUCAUGUCGUCCUGGUUUGUUGCAUGCUUUGCACCUUUUGGCCUAUUUCUCCAAGAAGUAUAGACUGAAGUAUUUAAAUGAUUUAUAUUUUUUUGUGGAUACAGAAUUCUUUCUUUCUUUUAAUUUUCAAGUCUUAUUUUAAAAAAACGUUACUCGUUCUCAAUCAUAAGCUAAGAACACACACACGGAGCCCCGGCUGGAGUUGAUUAAUUUAUUUUGUAUAUAGCAGCACUGCUUCGUGUCUCAGAGCCGCAUGCAGACGUUUCCCGGCCGACGCUCACCGAUCGAUUCUGUUCGACACUCACGCCGCUCGCCCGCCCGCCCCACGCUUCGGCAGUUUGGAGUAGCCCUGUCACCUUCCAUGAAGGCACCAGAACAACAGAAUACUACCUGUGACUGAUUCACCUUUCUGACUGAAGUGGAUUCUUACGUAUUCACCGGGUCAACGCCAGACUGUACUUGAAGUGCAAAGCUUUUCAUCUGUGUUUUACUCUUGAUUUCACUUUUUGUUACGUGGAAAACUCACAGUUCAGCUCGACGGAGAGAGUCAACAGUGAUUUGUCGUCCCGCUCUUUAUCAGACGCGGGAAGCUGGGUGAAUAUUCGCCACUCAGUCGGCGGCGGCUCCGUUUGGAAGUGGAAAAAGCUUUGUGAUUUAUUUGAAUGAUUGUUUCAUUGAUUUUAUGAUUCUUUUUUUUCAAGUUUUCUUAGUGUAACGAGAUGAAUAAAUGUAGAAUAUAAAGAAUAUGAAUAAAUAAAGCACACCCGGAAAUAAUUCAGUGUUUCUCACAUUUAUGGAAAUAAAUAACAGGACCUGGUUAUUA